AUGUCUGCAUUCGAAUUACCAGACGAUAUUUGGUUAGAAAUUAUUUCAUUCCUAGAUUCUCACGAUAUUAUCAAAAAUUGUUUUUUAAUUUCAAAACAAUUUUUGGGUAUUAUAAAAAGUUAUUCGAAACUUUCCAUACGAGUGAAAGCACCUUUGCAUGGAACAAUUAAUAUUUUAUUAGAAACCUUGUUGAAAUCAUUUUCCGGGAGAAACUUGACGAAACUUGAUCUGAGAAGAAAUUUUAUUCAUGCAAAAUUGGCAGAACAUUUAGGGAAUUUGCACCAAUUGACCGAUUUAAAUGUUGACGAUUCUUUUAUUGUAGAACCUGCAAUUGAUUCUAUUCGCUACUUGACUAAACUGUCAACACUUUCGAUCAAUUCUAAUAAUUUAAAAACAAAGGAAUUGAAAAUUAUCAAGGAAAUGAAACAAUUAACAGUUCUAUCGAUUGCAAAGAAUUCAAUGCAAUCUGGAGGUGCUAAAUUAUUACGAAACCUUUCCAAUUUGACUAUUCUAAAUAUUUCGAAUAAUCGAAUUGGAAAUGAAGGAUGGAAAUAUUUAUGUUCAAUGAAACAAUUAACCAAACUAAACAUUUCUGGUACUAACAUUUCUUCUGAAGGAAUUUCAUACCUAACCAACUUUCCAAAUUUAACAGAAUUGAACUUUUCUGGAAAUACCAGUUUGAGAUUUUCUCAAAAAGUACAAGAACAAUUGAGUGAAUUGAAAUAUUUAACGAAACUUGUCAUCAAUUACAUCCAUCCUAUUCCAAUUGAUGACCUUCAAUAUAUUCACAAAUUAGAGAAACUCACCAGUCUUUCUCUCAAAUCUAAUUUCAUGUACGAUGCGUCAGCAAUUCACAUUUCAAAGUGUGAGAAAUUAACCUAUUUGGAUGUUGCAAUUAAUAAUUUGAGUGAUGCUGCAGCAGAAGCAUUUUCUCAUCUACCAAAUUUGAAAUAUUUGAAUAUUUCUGAAAAUUAUCUUUCCAAAAAAGGAGUCGAGCUAUUACGUAACAUGCCCCAGUUGACCAGUUUGAUUUAUGAAAGCGAAUUGUUAUGA
Messenger RNA from Naegleria gruberi, 1053 nucleotides. RefSeq lists its product as uncharacterized. The coding region runs from base 1 to 1053 and encodes 350 amino acids. The record is from RefSeq and is a predicted model, not a curated record. Gene Ontology annotation, molecular function: protein binding. The transcript has a single exon. NCBI's taxonomy places the organism in Eukaryota, Heterolobosea, Eutetramitea, Acrasida, Naegleriidae.